AUGGCUCCCGCUAACCUCCCCUCCAUCUUCAAUGCCACCAGCCAGGACAUUGAGCAGCUCCUCGCUGCUCAGUGCCACAUCGGCUCCAAGAACUUGGGUGUCCAUGCGCAGCCCUACCUCUGGAAGACUCGCGCCGACGGUGUGAACAUCAUCAACAUCGGCAAGACCUGGGAGAAGAUCGUUCUCGCUGCCCGCAUCAUCGCCGCCAUUGACAACCCGAGCGAUGUCUGCGUCAUCUCUGCCCGUCCCUACGGUCAGCGUGCCGUCCUCAAGUUCGCCGCCCACACCGGCGCUCAGGCCAUUGCUGGUCGCUUCACCCCCGGUUCUUUCACCAACUACAUCACCCGGUCGUUCAAGGAGCCCCGCCUGAUCGUUGUCACCGAUCCCCGCACUGAUGCCCAGGCUAUCAAGGAGGCUUCGUACGUCAACAUCCCCGUCAUCGCCCUCUGCGAUACCGACUCUCCCACCGAGUACGUCGAUGUUGCCAUCCCCACCAACAACAAGGGUCGCCACUCCAUCGGUCUCGUCUGGUGGAUGCUCGCUCGUGAGGUCCUCCGCCUCCGCGGCACCAUCUACAACCGCGAGGCUCCCUGGGACGUUAUGGUCGAUCUCUACUUUUACCGCGACCCCGAGGCUGAGGCUGAGGAGAAGGUUGAGGAGGAGAAGCUCCCCGGCGUUGAUGAGGAGGGUGUUGCCGCCAUCGAGUCCGGCUUCCCCGCUGCUGGUGGUGACUGGGAGGCUGCUCCCGCUGCCUUCCCCGCUGCCGGUGCUGCCACUGGUGAGUGGUCCGAGGCCCAGGGUGCCCAGUGGGAGACUGGCACUGGUGCUCCCGCUGCCGACUGGGCUGCUGAGCCCGCCAAGGAGUCUUCGUGGUAGACGACUUUGAGAAAAUAAAAAGCAAUUGGGGUCAGGCGUAUCGGCGAUAUGGGCUCUGGCUUGACUACUUGUCAACACUUUUUCUCUUUCUCCCCUUUCUCCAGGCUGGCUCUCAGGCUUUUCGUUUGCAACCAUUGUGUCCUUGGCGCAGGUAAAAUUGACCUGCACUAAUGAGGGAAAGAUAUCCUCUUUGGUGGCUGUCUCUGUUGCCGCCGCUGGAGAGGGGGAAUGCCCUGUGGGGUCAAGAAGAGGUGGACUUGAUCGUUAUCUCGCCUCGCCUCGGUACAGUUGUAUUUUGGACUGGGGCAAUCUGGUCUAGAUGGGGGGAAUGUUUAGACUUUUUAGCUAACGGGAGCUGACCUGCCCUACUUUUGUGGUACUAUGUGAUGUUUGAUGUGUGAUUAUGUUUCCAAAGGCUGGACUUUUUAGUGAUUCUGAUCAUAUCAUGAAAAGGGGCUUCUUUGAGGGGACUUGGGCUGGGCGUUGGCUUUGACCCUGUAAAUUGAGAGUCUCGAAGAGAAGAGUCUGGUCCUCGGGAAGGUACAUUGUAUUGAUGUGGGUACUCAUUUCAAGAAUUGGGAAUUCAGUCAGCCCGUCAGAUGCUUGCUUUGGAUUUGAUGGUUCUGUCUGACAAUGGGGGGUUGCGAUUGAUGUGUUCAUCUUCAUGGUCAACGGGGAUGGGAAUCGGUUUGUGCUCUCUUUCAUGGUGCUGACGAGGUAGAAGUGAAAGUAUUUGUUGUAGUCUUAUUGGAGGAGGUCACUCGAUGAUAUUGUAUCACUACCUCUUUCACCAGAUUAUGGAUAGCGUCGGGCUUGAGCUAGCUAGGCUGUUGGUUAAGAGGGGUUUGGUGUGUGUGGUUGUGUUUGAAAGAGGGAUCUUUUCACGCUUCAUGAUCAUGAUGUCAGUGAUGUGUGAUAUUACUGUCUGCCUUGUGGUGAGGGGUCUGUAUGUGUCUU
Messenger RNA from Podospora pseudopauciseta, 1833 nucleotides. RefSeq names its product structural constituent of ribosome (gene RPS0). Gene Ontology annotation, molecular function: structural constituent of ribosome. Gene Ontology annotation, cellular component: 90S preribosome; ribosome; cytosolic small ribosomal subunit. Bases 1 to 876 code for a protein of 291 amino acids. The record is from RefSeq and is a predicted model, not a curated record. Lineage: Eukaryota; Fungi; Ascomycota; Sordariomycetes; Sordariales; Podosporaceae. Gene Ontology annotation, biological process: ribosomal small subunit assembly; cytoplasmic translation. The transcript has 5 exons.